This is a messenger RNA of Chroicocephalus ridibundus (black-headed gull), 4342 nucleotides long. RefSeq names its product hepatocyte nuclear factor 4 gamma (gene HNF4G). The coding region runs from base 331 to 1554 and encodes 407 amino acids. Gene Ontology annotation, biological process: anatomical structure development; positive regulation of transcription by RNA polymerase II; cell differentiation. The record is from RefSeq and is a predicted model, not a curated record. The transcript has 12 exons. NCBI's taxonomy places the organism in Eukaryota, Metazoa, Chordata, Aves, Charadriiformes, Laridae. Gene Ontology annotation, molecular function: nuclear receptor activity; zinc ion binding; RNA polymerase II cis-regulatory region sequence-specific DNA binding.
GUCAGGCAGCCCAGCGCCGGGACGCCCGCGGGGAGCCGGGGGGUGCGGGGGAGGCAGGAGGCCCCGGGGGAUGCCGCUGUGCUGAGCUGCGACCGCGCCGCCGGAGGCCGAGGGACGGGGCGGCCCCGCCGGUAUUACCUAGAGGUGAGGAUGGAAACACAGCCUAGGAAAUCAGCCUUCCCUCAUCUGUGUAUGGAGAGCUGAAGCUUCUGUACUCUGUUGUUUUCUUUUUUGAAUAGUGUAGCUUUGGUAAGGCAGCUUAACUUCCAGUGGAAGGCCAUUCCUGUGGCUGUAUCUACACUCUGGGACAGUGCAGGAGAAGCUGUCAACAUGAAUGCUGCUGACAACGGGGUCAGCAGUGUCUGUGCAAUAUGUGGAGACCGAGCGACUGGAAAACACUAUGGUGCUUCCAGCUGUGAUGGAUGCAAGGGAUUCUUUAGACGCAGUAUACGGAAAAACCAUGUCUAUACAUGCAGAUUCAACCGGCAAUGUAUUGUUGACAAGGACAAGAGGAAUCAAUGCAGAUAUUGUCGCUUAAAAAAGUGUUUUCGAGCAGGAAUGAAAAAAGAAGCUGUACAAAAUGAACGGGACAGGAUAAGUACAAGAAGAACCACUUACGAUGGCUGCAAUAUUCCGUCUAUUAGCACAUUGUCACAAGCUGAGACACUCUCCCGUCAGAUCUCAAUCUCCAGUCCCAGUGCUAGCACUGACAUAAAUGUUAAGAAAAUUGCUGGCAUUAGUGAUGUCUGUGAAUCUAUGAAGCAACAACUUUUGGUCCUGGUGGAAUGGGCUAAAUAUAUUCCAGGAUUCUGUGAAUUACCACUGGAUGACCAGGUUGCCCUGCUAAGAGCACACGCUGGGGAACACUUGUUGCUUGGAGCAGCGAAACGGUCCAUGGCGUAUAAGGAUGUUUUACUUUUAGGCAACAAUUACAUAAUCCAUCGCAACAGUACUGAAGUAGAGAUCAGCCGAGUGGCAAAUCGGAUUCUAGAUGAAUUAGUUCGACCCUUCCAGGAAAUUCAAAUAGACGACAAUGAGUACGCUUGCUUGAAAGCGAUUGUGUUUUUUGAUCCAGAUGCAAAAGGCCUGAGUAAUCCAAUGAAGAUUAAGAACAUGCGGUUCCAAGUCCAAAUCAGUUUAGAGGAUUAUAUUAAUGACCGUCAGUAUGACUCUCGAGGAAGAUUUGGAGAACUUCUGCUUCUACUGCCUACACUCCAGAGCAUCACUUGGCAAAUGAUUGAGCAAAUACAAUUGGUUAAACUAUUUGGAAUUGUUAAAAUUGACAGUUUGCUUCAGGAAAUGUUACUGGGAGGUACUUCCAAUGAUGCCAGUCAUCUGCAUCAUCCCGUACAUCCUCACUUAGCCCAAGAUCCAUUAACUGGCCAAACUAUCCUCAUAGGUUCCAUGUCUGCUCCUGUACAUGCAGAACAGAUUUCAACCCCAGAAACUCCAUUGCCUUCCCCUCCUCAAGGCUCUGGGCAAGAAUACAAAAUGUCUACAAAUCAGGCUUCAGUCAUCGCACAGCAAUCUAUUUUGAAACAAAAACCAUUGUGAUAAAGUUUCUGUCUCUGUCUUUCCCUCCCUUCCUCCCUUCCUCCCUUCCUUCCCUUCUUUUUAUGCACUAGAUAAAUUGGUAGGACACUUGCACAUUUAAAAUCUCAGGAUGAUAAAGGAAAUUAUUUCCUCAGCAGCCACGACUGUGGGUGUUUCUUGAAACACCUCAUGAUUUGGAAAGUAACGCUCACUGUUCUGACUGCUGUGUACAACUGUAACUGUGGACACUGCAGCCUGACAAAUAUGUAUAGGGGUUGAUAUUAUUUUUAGAUCUUUUAACUGCACAGAUUCAUUUUUUAUUUCCUGUUUUAGUUGUUGUCUUAAUAUUAUUGGUUUAGACGUGUAUAUAAUUUUUUCAUUGUGACGGUACUGGUUAGUGCUUGUUUAGCUGUGAAUUCUAGACAUGAAAAUGCGGGUUAAUCAGACAAAAGCCAAGAUUCCAUUAGUAGUAAAACAGUAGGCUACCAAGCAAAGCACAAGCAUUAAAUAAAAAGGAGAGAAUACUAAAUGGACAGAAAUACCCAAUGCAUUUAAAAAAAAAAAUAAUCUUGAUUUGAAAGAACCAUCUCUUUCAAGUAAAAUUUCAACAAAAGAGUUGAAUCCUCCCUACUUACCUCAUUGUAUGAAUCAGAGGGCCUGCCAUGGGCAAAUAUAUUUGAAGACUUUUUAAAAUCUGUCUACACAGUAAUGUCUAUAUCAGUCAAUUGGACAGUGCCAAGGCAUGGAUGCUAGCAUUUAUGUUGCUAAAUAGUUAGAACAAGGACUGGUAUGCUUUUUGGUCAGGACUAACUAGUACUCCUCCUGAACAAUUUCUGGGCACGCUUAGGGAAUUAGUCCAGUCUAGGGACACUUUUCAGCAGGUGCUUUGGAUAUAGCCUCCUCUCUUUAGGGCCAGAGAGAGUAUAACUAAGAGUAUGGCCAGACCAUGCCACUUGACCUCAGGGCUGAAGUAUAGACUUUGUACUGUUUGAUUUACUAGUUGCCUAACUGGCUGGUGAAUGCAUGUUUCAGCAAUCGCUCUGAACUUCACCUACAGAGAAGUUGUACUUGUUUAGUAGCUCUGUGUCUGGAGAGAUAUGGCUUGAUGACUGAAGCGGCAAACAUACCUGACUUCAGCUCCAGAUGUUCCUGGUCUGAGCCAUGAUAUUCCAAGCCAGAAGACAGCCAGCACAGCAAAUACUCAUUCUCUGGAUUUUAAAGGGGUUUCAGAAGCUUGGGAUGAAUUGGUUUAUUGUGAUGAGCCCCCUUCUCCUCUUCCUCCCGUUCCAUUCUGGGGGAAUCCAACAUUGACUAAGUUUUGUGUCUGGAGUUUAUAAUAACCCAUCUGGAUUUGGACCCUGUGUGGAUUUUCACAAAGGGGACCUUGUGACACAUACUGACUUGGGCAUAUACUCACUCAGUUACAAUUUGUGAAAAUAAUCUAUUAUGAUAUAUGAAGUGAUGUGUUGUUCAUACAACAGUGACGUCAUAAGAAAAUCACCACUUUGCACAUUUUAUUUAUUCCAGACAGCAAUUAUUUUCCUUCGGUACUUUAAAGUAGGCUUCUUUCCCAGAAGUUAUAUAAGAGAGAAACAGAGAAAAAAAGAGAGAGUAAAAUACUGCAGUUUGCUGAACUAUUGCAAAGAGAAAACAUAGUGGAGUGAGAAAUUCUGCGAGGUGAGACAUUGAUCAUCCUGAACCAGACACCUGCAUUAAUCACAGCAUCCAAAUAUGGUGUAGUUAAAUCUCUGGCUUAUAAAAGUUGCCCAAACAAACUGAUAGGAUUCUUCAGAUACAUUCUUUGCAGGCAGGAAAUGCAACACAGUAAAUGCUGAGCUGACCUGAACAUUCAAAGAGCUUCAAUGAGAAUACACUUACCACCAGGUAGAUGCUGUGUUUCUUUAUGUUAUUUUAAAGUAGUUGCUUUUGUAAAGUCUGCUUACAGUAGCUCUUAAUGUUUACCUUUUGCUUUUUAGAGUGUUUUUCUUUUUGCUGGUUACUGUUUAUUUUUUUGUCAAUGCAUUGCUCUUUUUACAAGUCCCUUUUAGUAUAAGGUUUUAUGACAGAAUAAAGUACCGACAUUUUGCCAUUAACUUCAGGGGAAUCCAGUUGGUGCUAUUUUUACAAGUUGGCCACCAACUCUUUGUGGGGAAACACAAAAGUAAUGCAUGCGUAAGAGAUACUGAGCAGCCCAAAAGUUGAUUGAUGUGGGUCACUUUCGUAUACUUGUCACAGAAAGAAUGUCGGACUCAAGUUGGAUCUGCAUGAAUUUACUGGAUAAUAUUGAAUAAGUCAGUUGCAUAAACAUGGCAAUAUUGGUCUGACUAAAAACAUUUAACUGGAAAUAAAAAGUAGUCCCCAAGUUGGCCACCCUUGCCUUAUGUAAGUGAUGUGCAUAAUAGCUUAAUGGGUUUAGUUUUCACACUGUACUUUAGAUAUCAAGUGUACAAUAAAAUGUUUUCACACACUGCCAAAAAUGUACUGGAUGAAAAAUAUACUUUAGUAUUUUAUCUGACAAAAAGUUGUUAUCUAUUUUGUACGAUAUAUUACAUUUUUGAAUAAGAACACCACUGUAAUUUAUUGGGAAAAGCUGAUUUAUUUUAUAAAUGUAACAUUAUUUUUGUAAACUUAAUUAUGAAAAAUCAUAAAUGAUUAGCUUUGUUAAAUAUUAAAUUAUAAUGAGAUGUAACUUUAUAUGUUUGAACUCUGAUACCAGGUUUUUGUGUUGAGCAUAUGGAAUUGAAAUAGUUGCUGGAAAUAUUUCAAAUGGACUGUUUUUCAUCAAAGCUCAAUAAAGAAAAAUGAAUGA